Messenger RNA from Culex pipiens pallens (northern house mosquito), 2880 nucleotides. RefSeq lists its product as uncharacterized. The transcript has 2 exons. The record is from RefSeq and is a predicted model, not a curated record. Gene Ontology annotation, molecular function: catalytic activity. The coding region runs from base 1 to 2880 and encodes 959 amino acids. Lineage: Eukaryota; Metazoa; Arthropoda; Insecta; Diptera; Culicidae.
AUGGGUCACAGUCACCUGAACCUUCCAGCCCGACCGACAAUGGGCACUCCCUUUCGGGCGACCCGCCAAGAUCCUGCACGUGCUGGCCUUCUUGCCCGGGAGCUGCACAAGCUGAACGUGCAUGUGGCCGCCAUCCAGGAAGUUCGAUGGCCCGGUCAUGGAGAGCGAGAAUUCACGGCGGUGGACCCCAUCGCCAACACCUCUUUCAAGUACCACAUCUACUACAGUGGCGGCGAAAAGGCGAUGCACGGAGUCGGUUUCGUAGUGAUUGGGGAUCAGAAGAACCGAGUCAUCAAGUGGAAGGUGGUGAAUGACCGGAUCUGCGUGUUGAGAAUAAAGGGCAAAUUCUUCAACUACAGCCUGAUCAACAUCUACGCGCCGACGAACGACAAGCCCGAUGACGAUAAAGACGCUUUCUACGAGCGUCUCGACAAGACCUAUGGAGAGUGCCCAAGACACGACGUGAAGAUAGUCAUCGGAGACGCAAACGCGCAGGUCGGAAGGGAAGCCUUCUUCCAUCCUGUCAUCGGCAAGGAGAGCCUUCAUCCUCGCACGAAUGACAACGGCCUACGUUUGGUCAAUUUCGCCGCAGCCAGAGGAAUGGCUAUCUGUAGCACCUUCUUUGCGCGCAUGAACAUUCGGAAGCACACCUGGCGACACCCGAAUGGCGAAUCGUGCACACAAAUCGAUCACGUUUUGGUGGAUGGUCGACACUUCUCGGACGUGAUGGACGUCCGAUCGUACAGAGGACCGAACAUCGACUCUGAUCACUUCCUGGUAGCGUGCAAGAUCCGAGCUAGGCUGUCGAACGUGUUGACCCCGCGGACUGCGAGGAUAGCGCGGUUGAACGUCCAGUGCCUCGCGAGCAGCGACGUUGCUGCAGAGUACAGUCGGAAGCUCGACGAGCGGAUCAACGAGGACGCGCCUACGGGUAACCUGGACGAGCAAUGGGGAGCCCUCCAAAGCAUCGUCAACACAACGGCUACCGAAGUGAUCGGCACGACCAGAGGACGCAAACCCAAAGGGUGGUUCGAUGCGGAGUGCCAGCGAGUGACGGACGAGAAGAACGAGGCCAGGAAGCGUAUGCUGGUGAAGGGUACGCGCCGAAACUGUGAGCGAUACAGUGAGUUACGAAGAGCAGAGAAACGAAUCCACCGCCGAAAAGAACGGGAGUACGACGAAACGGUACUCGCCGAAGCGGAAGCACAGUACAACGCGAACGAUAAGCGGAGGUUUUACGCAACUGUCAACGGUGUAAGAAGGAAAACCACGUUUUCCCCUGUGAUGUGCAACGACACGGAAGGCAACCUGUUGACAGACAAGACUGCGGUGGCUGCUAGGUGGAAGGAGGAAGAUGGAAAAGCUGUGGACCCGCCUACGUUGGAGGAAGUAGCUAAGGCUGUUAAAGAGCUCAAGAACGGGAAAUCCGCGGGAAAGGACGGACUUCCGGCCGAACUUUUCAAGCACGGGAGUACGCGGAUGACCGAGAUUCUGCACCAAAUCAUCCUACGCAUUUGGUGCGAAGAACAGCUUCCGACCGACUGGUUAGACGGGCUCGUCACCCCAAUCUACAAGAAAGGGCAAAGACUCGAUUGUGCCAACUAUCGAGGCAUCACAAUCCUCACAAUCACAAUCCGCGUCCUGUGGAGCAAGCUGAGACCGAUGACCGAGACCUUUGUCGGCGAAUACCAGUGCGGUUUUCGAGCGGGUCGGUCAACGACGGAUCAGAUGUUCACUCUGCGACAAAUCCUCGACAAGUUCCGGGAGUACAACCUGCAAACACACCAUUUGUUCAUCGACUUCAAGGCGGCGUACGAUUCAGUCAAAAGAAACGAACUUUGGAAAAUUAUGCUAGAACACGGCUUUCCGGCGAAGCUAAUAAGACUGAUUCGUGCAACGCUCGACGGAGCAAAAUCAAGCGUGCGAAUAGCUAACGAGACAUCAGAAGCUUUCGUUACGUUGGAUGGAUUGAAGCAGGGCGAUGCUCUCUCGAACUUACUGUUCAUCAUAGCGUUGGAGGGUGCUGCUCGAAGGGCAGGCGUGCAAAGAAACGGAACACUCAUCACUAAAUCGCACAUGCUGCUUGGAUACGCUGACGACAUCGACAUCAUUGGUAUCGACCGUCGUUCAGUGGAGGAGGCGUUCGUCCCUUUCAAGCGGGAAGCUGCGAAGAUCGGACUGACCAUCAACACUGCCAAGACCAAGUAUCUGGUUGCUGGCAGAGCGCGCGGCAGUGCAGGUGUUUCGGAGGUGGAAAUAGAUGGAGAAAGAUAUGAGGUGGUGGAUGAAUUUGUAUAUCUUGGUACACUCGUGACGUGCGACAACGAUGUGAGCUGCGAAGUGAAACGGCGGAUUAGUGCUGCAAACAGGGCCUUCUACGGUCUUCGUAGCCAGCUAAGGUCCCGCAGCCUAAGGACGCCUACGAAAAUCACGCUGUACAGGACCUUGAUACUCCCUGUAGCUCUUUACAGUCACGAGUCGUGGACGCUAAAGGAGGCUGACCAGAGAGCACUUGGGGUCUUUGAGCGGAGAAUCCUGCGUUCUAUCUUCGGCGGCAAGCAAGUAGGAGACCGGUGGCGCAGGCGCAUGAAUUUCGAGUUGUACCAAGACUACAAACAUGCUGAUAUCGUAAAAGCCAUCAAGCACGACAGGCUGAAGUGGGCUGGACAUGUAGCCAGAAUGUCGGACGAGCGGGCGGCUAAAACGAUAUUCAGCAGCGAACCUGGACGCGGUCGUCGGCUUCAUGGAAGGCCUCGUACGCGUUGGCUGUGUGCAGUCGACGAAGAUGCAAGAGCAGCCAACAUUGUAGGCGACUGGAGACGAGCGGCCCAAGAUCGAGCAUCCUGGAAAUCUUCGAUUAGUUCAGCGUUGGGUCGAUAG